This is a messenger RNA of Epinephelus fuscoguttatus (brown-marbled grouper), 2941 nucleotides long. RefSeq lists its product as uncharacterized. Gene Ontology annotation, cellular component: plasma membrane. The coding region runs from base 79 to 1311 and encodes 410 amino acids. The transcript is spliced from 8 exons. Gene Ontology annotation, molecular function: transmembrane signaling receptor activity. The record is from RefSeq and is a predicted model, not a curated record. NCBI's taxonomy places the organism in Eukaryota, Metazoa, Chordata, Actinopteri, Perciformes, Serranidae.
CAUUUUAAGGAAGUAAGGAGUUCCUUGUUUACCACUGAAGAAGAAAAAGAAACAGCAUUAAAUUGUUUGAGUCUCAACAUGAAAGUCCAUCAUGCUUUCAUCUGCUUCUUCUUCCUCUCUCUGCAGGAUGGAAACACUGGUCUCAUCAACGCCCAAAUCAUUGUCUAUUCAGGAACUGAAGGAGAGGAUCUAGCAGUUGAUUGCGCUUUUCCUAAUUUGGCCAUCAGGAAGUUCUUCUGUAAGGAAGAAUGUAAACAAGAUGACAUUCUCAUUGAAACAGCUGCUUUCACUGGUCAGAAAGGCAGAUACAGCAUUAAAAGGAGGAUAGAAGGAAGAACUGUACAAUAUUUUGUGACCAUCUCACAGCUGACAAAGUCUGACUCAGGACGGUACAGGUGUGGUUGGACCAGAUUUCCGUCAUUGUACAACUAUAUUGAAAUCAUUGUUAUAGAUGCACUGCUGACUGGAGAUUCUUCUGAAGAACAAACCCUCCAUACAAGAACUGGAGGAAAUAUUGUUGUGGAAUGUUCCUUCCCUCGCUCUGGAAACAGGAAGUACUUCUGCAAGGAAGAAUGUAAAAAAGAAGACGUUCUUGUUGAAACAACUGAUUUUGAAGCUGAGAAAGACAGAUACAGCAUCAGAUAUGUAGAAGGAUUUUCAUCAGGAGGAUUUCUGUAUGUGAACAUCAGUCAGCUGACCAAGUCUGACUCAGGACGAUAUGUGUGCGGUCUGGACAAAUCUCAACGUCGAUGGUUUAGGAUCAGUGUCACAGAUGCCCCGACCACUUCUACACCGGACCUGAAUUUACCUGUGUUUUCAUCGGCAGUCCCAUCAACCUUCACACCAACAACACAGAAUUUAAGUUCCAGUUCAGAAGACUUCACAACUAAGUACACUGGGACAACUAGAGAUGUGCUGCUGUACGUGGGUCUGACUCUGCUCGUCAUGGUGAUAAUAUCACUGUCUGUGCUGAUAAUUUACAGGAAGAGGACCUCUAAGGCCAAAGACACUCCUGUGGAAACAGAGACCAACCAAGUGUAUGAGAACUUCAGAGAGGACAGACGGAGCAGAUCUCCUCCUGUGGACAGCUCAUCAAUUCACACUUACGCCGUGUAUAGCAAACCAAAGAGAGCUGGAACCAACGAUGACUUCAGCACUGUCGCUGCAGCUCGUUCUCAAAAUACAGCUGACGAUGAUUCCAGUAGACUCACAUAUUCAGAGUUGAAUUUUUCCAACCAGGCCGUCGGCUCAUCCAGCAGCGCCCUCCGUGGUGACAGCAGUACCGUAAUCUACUCAGUUCCUCGGGUGUAAACAAGCUCUGAAGCCAGCCGUGCUGAAGAUCAUCUGUCAGUGUAUUCCACUGCUCCAACGCUGCCGCAUUUCUUUUACUAAUUCAAUGUUUUAUGGAGUUCAUUUUAUAAUAAGUUAUUGCAACGUUAUUAAAGUAUCAUAACCACAGUAAGUUAUUUAGGGUUAGACAGAGUUUGUAACGUUUUACAAGCUUAUUUUUAGUUGACCUAAAUUAAUCUACGUUCAUACAUUGUCAAAUAAACUCUAUGGUUGGGCUGCAUGAUUAAUCAAUUCUUACAUCUUUGCAAUCUCAUCUCUAACUGACGACAAUUCACUCGCUCCUAUUUCCCUGUGCAUUCAUGAUAUCAUUCAUAAUAUGCAUUCAAAUACUGAUGUUUGUCAUUCGGAGCGAACCAACAACUCAAAGUGUCGGUAUUUGACAACCUGAGAAUAAGACUCAACAAUCAGCUACCUUUGUCCAGAGCUGCACCUUAAAAACAGCCUCAGAGGAUCAGCGCAUGAUUAAGAUCUGAACACAAGCUGUACUAACAGAGCCCUCACUCUGCAUUAGAAAGGGACGCACUUAAAACAGCCAGAGAGCCAAUAGAACAAUGGCGAAGCAUCAGGGGAAGAAAACUCAGAAUUUGUCCAAAAAACCCCAAAAUCCUAUUAAGUAUGUUUGAUUGAUAAAAAUCAUUAAAAAAUGACAUAAUGCAGACAGAGAAUCAUGUUAAAAGUUCCUAAAAAGGAAAACUCAUGUCAAACCUGUUUUACACUGCCUGUUGUGGUGGGAAUAUCACGCAAUUAUUCCGCCUCUCUGUGCUGUGUGUUUGGUGCAAUCACAGAAUGGGAGGUCAUCAUUGUCUCCCCUCUGAGCCGGGAGCUGAGGUAGUAACAGCGCUGAAAUGAUGUCUGUAUAAACGGGAUGGGAUCAUGGUAGACACAGGUGUGAUGUUUUGUUUUGUGUGAGAACCACUGUGGGAGAUUUUAAAAGUAGCUGUUAGCAGUUAGCAGCUAACUCAAAGAAGAACAAUGAGGUCCAGGAGCUCCUUAUCCUCCGAGCCCCGAGCAGAGGACGGGAUCAGCAGCCAUAUAACAGGGACAGUAUAUCAUUGUUGCCAUGUUAUGUCAUUGUUAUUGUUUUUAAUAACAAUGAACUGACUGAAUGUUAUAUGCCACACUAGAGGUCGACACUUUUGAUUGCAUGAUGCUGGGAUGCCAUCUAUAAUCACACCCUGAAGCUGCAUGAUGCUGCGGUCAGUUAGCUCUGUGCUCAUUUCACACAAACUUCCUGCAGUUAGUGUGUUAACUGUUGGGGUUAAUUGUACAGUUUAUCAGUUGUUCCGUUCUGUGAUUGUUAUGCAUUGAAUGUAACAUAAAAUAUCUAUAGAUCACAUCCCUUAGUGAGGCGUCAUCAGUUUACUAAUGAUAGAAAAGAGGUCCCUUAAAGCAAAAGGUUGGGAACCACUGCUUUAGUAUAGUGCCUACCAUUAACCUGUCUGAGUUGGGGUGUUGUAUAUAUUUGGAUUUGCACCUUAUUGCUAAUGUUGUUUUUUAAAUAGUAUUUUAUAUUUGCACUCUAAACUGUAUAUGUGCACUUUUUUUCUACCUUGCAUUGCAACUGCUGCAAAACAAUUUCCCCUCAAGAUUA